Salarias fasciatus (jewelled blenny) is the source of this 574-nucleotide messenger RNA. RefSeq names its product mitochondrial ribosomal protein S21 (gene mrps21). Gene Ontology annotation, biological process: translation. The record is from RefSeq and is a predicted model, not a curated record. The transcript is spliced from 2 exons. Gene Ontology annotation, molecular function: structural constituent of ribosome. Gene Ontology annotation, cellular component: ribosome. Bases 26 to 289 code for a protein of 87 amino acids. Lineage: Eukaryota; Metazoa; Chordata; Actinopteri; Blenniiformes; Blenniidae.
CUUUUGGCCGGACACCCGUUUCAACAUGGCGAGGCACCUCCGCUUCAUCGCUCGGACGGUGAUGGUUCAAGAGGGAAACGUGGAUGAGGCGUACAAGACUCUGAACAGGAUCCUGACUCAGGAUGGAAUUAUUGAGACAGUGAAGCGGAAACGCUACUACGAGAAGCCCUGCCGGGAGCGCCAGCGCAAGAACUUUGAGGGCUGCCGACGUAUUUACCACGCGGAAAUGGCCAGAAGAAUUGCCUUCAUUUCCAGGACCAACCGAGAGGAUCCAUGGGUCGGCUGCUAGAGCGGUGAAGUGGGUUGACGGAGGACCUUAAAAGUGGACUGGUUUUGGACUGGAAGACAACAUAAAAGCAUUUACAGAGACUGGAACAAAAUGUUGACAGUGAUGUUGAUAUUAAUGGGAUCACAUAAGUAAGAGCAGGAAAAUAUUCAGUUUCUUUCAUCGUUUUUUUCCACUUAAUUUGGCCUGAAAAUUGCAGAACUUGAAGGGGACAAAUGAAUUAAUUCUGAUUAUUCAUUGUGAUGAAAAAAUUAAUAAACAUUUGAUUUGGAUGAUUCAUUUUUUUUU